Molecule: messenger RNA, 4391 nt
Organism: Xiphophorus couchianus (Monterrey platyfish)
Lineage: Eukaryota; Metazoa; Chordata; Actinopteri; Cyprinodontiformes; Poeciliidae
Gene: atp1b2b
Product: ATPase Na+/K+ transporting subunit beta 2b
Exons: 7
Coding region: 313-1170 (285 amino acids)
Biological process (GO): intracellular sodium ion homeostasis; intracellular potassium ion homeostasis; sodium ion export across plasma membrane
Cellular component (GO): sodium:potassium-exchanging ATPase complex
Molecular function (GO): ATPase activator activity
Source: RefSeq, a predicted model, not a curated record
UACAUUUCUGCACCACUCAUCAAAACUCUGCGGCAUGCAGACUAGAGCUCGGGGGGAGGGCACUUAUUAUUAGGUCUGUCCUGCUGCUCUCUCAUCAGACAGGCCACUGUACAGUUUUUCACUUUCAUUUCUAACCAACUGUUUUGCACUGAGCGUUCGGGUCCAUCACUUCUUUGUUUUUGUUUUUUUUUAAAUAUAUAUAUUCUUUAUUUUUCUUACCGGUGUUGCGGGCAGUUGUUGCAACCUUUCCCGUAGAACAGUUUUGUCGCAAACUUCUAGAGGCGAGAAAAACACCAAUACAUUUAGGACAAGAUGGCAAAGGAUGGAGAAAAAAGCGAAUGGAAAGAGUUUCUGUGGAACCCGAGGACCCGGGAGUUUCUGGGCAGAACGGCGAGCAGCUGGGGUCUCAUCAUUCUGUUCUACAUAAUUUUCUACCUCUUCCUGGGGGGCCUGUUUGCUCUUACCAUGUACAUCAUGCUGCAGACCCUGGAUGACCACAAACCCACUUGGCAGGACCGCCUUUCCACACCAGGUUUAGUGAUUAGACCCCGUCAGGACGAAACCUUCGAGAUAGUUUACACCAUCCAGAACACCGAGAGCUGGGAUAUGUACGCUCAGGCCCUGGACAAGUUCCUGUCACCUUACAACGACACCAUCCAGGCCCAGAAGAACCACGCGUGCACUCCGGACCAGUAUUUCCUGCAGGAGGACAGCGGCGAUGUGAAGAACAACCCCAAGCGCUCCUGUCAGUUCAACCGAACCAUUCUGAGAGAAUGCUCUGGACUCAAUGACCGUUACUAUGGAUACCAGGAUGGCAAGCCGUGCAUCAUCAUCAAGCUGAAUCGGGUGAUUGGAUUGAUGCCAGGAAAGGACGGACAGGCUCCGUCUGUCACCUGUGGCGCAAAGAGAGAUGACUCUGACAAAAUUGGAGAGAUGAUUUACUUCCCUUCAAAUGGCACUUUUGAUCUAAUGUACUACCCUUACUAUGGCAAGAAAGCUCAGGUGAACUACUCUCAGCCUUUGGUCGCUGUCAAGUUCCUUAACAUCACCGUCAAUCAAGACGUCAACAUCGAGUGCAAGAUCCACUCCAACAACAUUCCCACUGGAAGUGAAAGAGACAAGUUUGCUGGUAGAGUGUCUUUCAAGCUGAGGAUCAACUCCCAAAACUAGCCUGACCCCAACUGAAAACUUUUCUCCCCUUUCCCCCUUUCCCCCUCCCCCCAUCUUCUGCACCACUGCACAUACACAGAAAAAUAAACCCGCAGUAUUCACAUCUUUCAUGUGAUUCGAUUGCACCCUGCUCCAGUUUUCUUUCUUUAUUUUUUUUUUCUUUUUUUUAGGGGGAAAGGGGAUUGUGCGACAGGGUAAAUUGAGCACGAGAGGGUGAUAAUGCUGUCCUUGUUUCUGCCGGUGAGCGUUCAGACAAAUAAUUUUCUGUAAAUUAGUUUGAGGUGACCUCUAUUUAUACUGCAUGAUAAACUAGGAGAUAUAAAACAGGAUGUGUUUUCAAAAUCUGCAAGCAACCUUACCACGUUUACAGUGUUGCUGCUCACCUCCCGCUGCCUCCUUCGAGAGUAUUCCUACUAUAUAUCUGAAUAUACACAGACUACAAUACAAAAGGUGUAUAUCUACAGUAUUUAUACGGCAUCAUAACCUUAUUUAGCUCUGUCUGUUCUGUUGCACUUAAAAGCGUACUCCAACAAACCUGCAUUUUUCUUAAUAGAUGGAUGCAGAGAUGAAGCCAUUUGCAUGUGUGUGCUGUCUUAAGUGUGCUUUGAAGGCACACUGUUCCCACCGCUCCAUUCUAGUCAACUAAGGACAGGUUAAGUAACUGACCACCAGGAGGGACCACAAUACAAGCUUUAACCCUCAUGCACUCCGAGUGUGUGUGUUUUUGGAAGCAUAUCUUCAAAAAAAAUGCUUGAAUGGAUGUUUUUUUUGUUGUGUAUGAGUGUGUGCAUUUCAUUUACAGAUCCCAUUUCUAAUUGUAGGUCGGGAAGUUGCAUGCAAUGUGCAAUAUUCAUUAAGUGGCAUACAUUAUGAAUGCUCGCAUCCAUUCAUCAGAUGGCUCCUGCUAUAGAUCAUUCACACUGGAUAUUUAAACUUUGAACUCAGAGCAGCUGCUUACAACGCAAACAGGAACAAUAUCUGGUGUGGUUUUAACACUGAGUUAAUUAUGAAAAGACAAAUCUCUGGAAAACACUUUUUUAAGGUAGUAGACUUGUCCAAAAGAUAAUCAGAGUUAGCUUAUUAAAGGUUGUUUUUUUUUCUUGCCAACUCACUGAGAUGGAUUUUACUCGUUUCCAGCAUAUAUUCAGUUUUUAACAUUACUUCACUUCCUGUCACUGUACAGUUGCAUUUUAAAGAUGAAUCCAAAGCUUUAUGUCUGGUGUAAUUUAUUUAUUCAAACCUAAAUAUUUAGUUUUCUGUCUCUUUUUGUUGUUGUUGAGUGUUUUGCAUCUAUUUCCUUAAUACCAGGAAUAGAUGUCAUUGUCAAUUUUUUUUAUUGUUUUGCACUGGAAGUGUGCUUUUUAUUUCUUCUUUUGUGAAGCUGAGUUGAUUUAAUAAAAGCACUUGCAGUUUUUGGAGGAGGAGGAGGGUGCAGACAGCUUGUUUUUUUUUGUUCCCUUCUACCUUUUCCACACUCAUCAUCACUAUUCAGGAUAUUGAGCUUCUGUGAGAAAAUACUCAAUAAGCUUUUAGAUGUAGAGUGACCACAUGUUGAUUUAUUAGUUUGUUUUGUUGUUCUUGUUUUAUUCUCUGCUGUACGAGAGAAAAAUCAUCAUGAUGAAUAUCUAACCAGUAUCACCUUCAUUAAAAGUCAUUUAUCAUGCCUGAGUUUUGGUGCACAUCCACUGUGCUGUGCCGUCCCACAAAUCUGCCUAAAAGAUUAAUUAUUAUUCUGACAAAUCUGUAAAAACUGAACUGUAAUAUUGUCCAGCCAUGUACAGCACCCUAAACAAUUGUCGACCCUUAGAAAAGGAGAUGUUGCUACAGAGACUUGGUGACCAUAUGAUUCUGACUCUGCUUGUCUAUAUUAUUGUUCUCUGUGCGUCUGAAUCUCACAGAGGUCCAAACAGAACCUUUUAUCUGAGCCUAGAGGGACAAGUACAUUGGACCAUUAAUCAUCUAAUUUUUAUCUAAGAUCCUAAUUCAAAAAGAUGUGCUUUAACAUGCUCUUCUCUUUUAGCUUUUUGGGACUUCACUGACGGAUUCAGAUGUACUCUUCUUCUGGCCUGCUUUCAGCUCUUACUUAAUUUCAUUGUAAUCUCUUAAUCUGGUCAACUAAUCCAAAGCAGGCACGCUGAACUUCUUUACCCUACUUUGUCGUUCAUGCACCGAGCAUCAAAUGCCCAGUUCACGGCUUUAAAACUGCACUCUUAUUCUAGCUUUUCCAUACUUUUAAACACACAUCCAGUCAUUACUGCAAACCAUCUAGUCAAAUGUUUGGUUUCAUCUGUCGAUUUCACUCUUUUUUUCUUGUCAUGCAUACUUGAACAUUACUCCUUCUGCCAAAGAUAUUAAUGACAAUUUACACACCAUCUAUUUUUGCAGUUCGGAUAGAUGCUCAUUUGCUGGUCUGAGCAAAAAUCUCACCCACAGAAUCAUAAAGGCCUCUUGUCAUACAAUAAUAGACAUGCGCACAAGUGGAAAAAGUUUCCCUGCAGCAAAACAGUGCCUCCUGGUGGACAGACAUCUUUGUCCUCCAGUUACACAGAAUGUUCUUUCCUGCUAUCUCAAUUUAUCCCUUUAUUUUUUCUUGUGCUAAUUUGGAGAUGUUAUCAAAGAGCAAUAUAUAUUUAUCUCCUGUGCAAAUGUGUGCUUGUUUAGAGCAAAGGCAACAUUCGGUACAUUCAAGAGCAAGAGGGAAAGAAGGACCACGUUUGUGCGCAUAUGCAGCCAAUAUAAAAAAAAGUGAAUAAUAAAAUGCUUCGUGAAUGAACGAGUAUUUUUGCUGUAACGAGACGAGAAUGUAAGGUUUGAACUGUAUUGUGUAAUGAAAGCUACAUGAAGAGGUUUCAUAAUUUAGUUCAGCAAAAGGCAAGAUGCCAGAAAUUUGUUUAGACUUGCAUUAUGGUUUAAUGUUUUUACCAUCGUUUGAGUCUGUCUUUUUCUGUUUAAUUAAUAUUUUUUAAAAAUAAUAGCUUUUAAAGCUUGCAAUCAAAGUUCUAACAGGACUUUAACCCUCAAAGCACUUUCAGAAACUGCAAAGCUGCACAGUGUGAAGUGUUAAAGAGAAAUUCCUGAUUCAAACAGUGAAUCAAAUAAAUACGAGAAAUAUCAUCACCCACACCUACCUUCUUAAAGUUGCACUGUUGCUAUGAUUGUGGUUCAAAGAAUUGUCCUAAAAUAUACAUUUAUGAAAAAAUAAAUAAAUAAAUAAUCCUGGA